Messenger RNA from Spirodela intermedia, 624 nucleotides. NCBI's taxonomy places the organism in Eukaryota, Viridiplantae, Streptophyta, Magnoliopsida, Alismatales, Araceae. The record is from the annotation of a GenBank genome assembly.
AUGGUGCUGCUCGACAAGCUGUGGGACGACGUGCUGGCCGGUCCCCACCCCGACCGCGGGCUCGGCAAGCUGAGGAAGAUCUCCACCCAGAUUCCCCCCACCUCACCCAAAGGUUGGGCCUUUCUUCUUUUCAAGCGGGGACUGGUGAUCUGACUGUACUUUCUGCGUCUGAUGAUCUGUGUGUGAUGAUCUGCGUGUGAUGAUCGGUGUGUACUUCCUGUUGGUGAUGAUCUGUGUAUUGAGUUCUGUCGACAGAGGGUGGGGGUGGCGGGGAGAGCAGCGGUGGAAGCGCCGCCGCCUCCGUGAAGCUGCAGCGAUCCAUCUCGAUUCCGGGGACGCCCACGACGCCUGUGACGCCAAGCACGCCAUCGCCGCGCGCCAAGGAGAACGUUUGGCGGAGCGUCUUCCACCCGGGCAGCAACCUGGCUACAAAAGGCAUCGGCGCUGAGAUCUUCGACAAGCCCCAGCCUAACUCCCCCACCAUUUACGACUGGUUCGCCACCCCCCCCCCCCACCUCUCUCUCGCUGUGUCUCUCUUUUUCUAUCUUUCUUUGUCGCUCUUAUAACUCGAUGUCGUUUACGGGCAGGCUUUAUAGCGGAGAGACCAAGAGCUCGCAUCGUUGA